AUGGCAGAUACUGAUCAGAUCCCUUCUCUAGCCAACGCGGCUGCGAACAUCCUGUGUUGGAAGACCCCCCGAAAAGCCGACCGCGAAAUCCGUCUCUUCACCUUCGAGCCGUCUUAUGGCGCCACGGACGUGAUCACAAUUCGCAUGGAGACCUUCCGCACGAACGAUCUCCCCGACUACUUUUGCCUCUCGUACACCUGGGGCGAUCCUGACAUCCGGAGUCCGAUAUACUGCGAUGGGCAGGAGAUCAGCGUGACCGCCAACCUAUGGAAUGCUCUCUUAUACAUUCGGGCGAAGUUUGAGACGCGGUGGACGUGCGGCAAGAGGAAGAUAUAUCUUUGGGCGGACCAGAUCACGAUUCACCAGGAUAAUCCGGAUGAAAAGAGGUCACAGAUGCGGCUGAUGUUCAAGCUGUAUUCGCAAGCAAAACGGGUGAUUUGUUGGCUUGGCGAGGCAGAUGAGUAUACUCAUCUGGCAUUUGCGGCGCUGAGGAAGUGGAAGAAGGCGGAAAAGGAUGAGGCGCUGAGAGAGCGGCUGAACAUCGCCUGGAGCGCCCCUGGGUUUUCAGGGAGCGGUGACACGGCGCUUCCCACUGCGAAGAAGGAGAACAGUGCGGAGGAGGAGUGGAUCGCGCGGGAGAAACGAUGGCGGAGAAGAGGCACACUGCGGAGAAGAAGGGCCUGA
Molecule: messenger RNA, 684 nt
Organism: Neohortaea acidophila
Lineage: Eukaryota; Fungi; Ascomycota; Dothideomycetes; Mycosphaerellales; Teratosphaeriaceae
Product: heterokaryon incompatibility protein-domain-containing protein
Exons: 3
Coding region: 1-684 (227 amino acids)
Source: RefSeq, a predicted model, not a curated record